AUGACAACUCAAAGGGGGCGGCCAUGGGCGUGGAUUAUAUCCUUGACCGUCCUCGUUCUUGCUUUUGCAGUUACAGUUAGUGCUUCAAAAGGCGACAGGUUGCCAGAAUUCAAGGACUGUCUCAAGGUCUGCAAUGCCGAAAACUGCGCUUCAGAUAAACCGCACACUCCGAUCCCUGUUCUACAUCGUCUCCUAUUAUGGAAUUGCGCCAGCGAAUGCGACUAUGCCUGCCAGCAUAUAGUGACGGGUCAACGGAUGGCCGCCGGUCUCUCGGUCGAACAAUUCUACGGGAAGUGGCCUUUCUACCGAUUUCUCGGCAUGCAGGAACCCUUUAGUGUCCUCUUUUCGCUGGGCAAUCUCUGGGCGCACUGGGAUGGCUUGAAGAAGGUCCAAGCCAGGAUACCAACUUCAUACUCUAUGCGGGUAUUCUACGAUUGGCUGGCAUAUGUUGGCAUUGCUUCUUGGACAUUCAGCUCUAUCUUCCAUACCCGCGACUUCCGCGUCACCGAGGAGCUCGACUACUUUGCUGCUGGCGCCAGUGUCCUGUAUGGCCUAUACUAUACAGUAGUGAGGGUUUUCAGGCUUGAUAAGCGUACACCUCGAAGGCGUACCGCACUCCGAGUCUGGUCACUCCUUUGUGCCUCCAUGUUUCUUGGCCAUAUCUCGUUCUUGAAGUUCGUUCGUUGGGACUAUACCUACAACAUGGCUGCGAAUGUGGCGGCAGGUAUUGUACAAAAUGCUCUCUGGACAUGGUUCAGUUUCAAGAGAUAUAGAGAAUCAAGACGCAUGUGGGCAGUUUGGCCUGGUUUUGUGGUUGCUUGGGUCAUCUUUGCCAUGAGCAUGGAGCUUUUUGACUUCCCACCUUGGCUGGGGUGUGUCGAUGCUCACAGUCUUUGGCAUUUUAUGACUAUCGGACCAACAGUCUUGUGGUACAAUUUCCUCGUCAAGGACGCUCGAGACGAUAUGGCUAACAGCCAGAGGCUCAAGCUUUAG
Molecule: messenger RNA, 993 nt
Organism: Fusarium coffeatum
Lineage: Eukaryota; Fungi; Ascomycota; Sordariomycetes; Hypocreales; Nectriaceae
Exons: 4
Coding region: 1-993 (330 amino acids)
Biological process (GO): GPI anchor biosynthetic process
Cellular component (GO): endoplasmic reticulum membrane
Molecular function (GO): hydrolase activity, acting on ester bonds
Source: RefSeq, a predicted model, not a curated record